Scophthalmus maximus (turbot) is the source of this 3352-nucleotide messenger RNA. RefSeq names its product diencephalon/mesencephalon homeobox 1a (gene dmbx1a). The record is from RefSeq and is a predicted model, not a curated record. The transcript has 5 exons. Gene Ontology annotation, molecular function: DNA-binding transcription factor activity, RNA polymerase II-specific; RNA polymerase II transcription regulatory region sequence-specific DNA binding. Gene Ontology annotation, biological process: regulation of transcription by RNA polymerase II. The coding region runs from base 377 to 1546 and encodes 389 amino acids. Lineage: Eukaryota; Metazoa; Chordata; Actinopteri; Pleuronectiformes; Scophthalmidae.
GCCUCCGCCGGAGCCCUCGCGCUCCAGCAGAUGGCGGCUUCACACGUCAGCGCGAGACGCCGAGGAGCCAACACGAGGAGCGGGGGGAGCAGGCGGAGCGCGAGCCGGCGGACUUGAAGACGAGAGCAACAAGAGCAGAGGAGUUUUACACCCGACUUGUUCAAAGACCGAACCGAACCGAACGAAGCGACGGAGAACUGAAACAACAACAACAACAACAACAACAACAACAACAACAACAACGGCAGCUGAAGGAGCAGAGAAGAACAACCUGCAGCCUGAAGAAGUUUCAGGAGCUCGGUGGAUUCUCUGUGCUGGCUGUGGAGCAAGUGGCAGAAAGGACGACCGUCUCCUCAAGAGGCAGCGACCCCUCACCAUGCAGCACUACGGGGUGAACGGUUACUCUCUGCACGCCAUGAACUCCCUGAGCGCCAUGUACAACCUGCACCAGCAGGCCGCGCAACAGGCGCAGCACGCGCCCGACUACCGGCCGUCUGUGCACGCGCUCACACUGGCCGAGAGACUAGCUGACAUCAUCCUGGAGGCUCGCUACGGCUCUCAGCACCGCAAACAGCGCCGCAGCCGCACGGCCUUCACGGCGCAGCAGCUGGAGGCGCUGGAGAAGACCUUCCAGAAGACCCACUACCCGGAUGUGGUGAUGAGGGAGCGGCUGGCCAUGUGCACCAACCUGCCCGAGGCCCGAGUGCAGGUUUGGUUCAAGAACCGCAGGGCCAAGUUCCGCAAGAAGCAACGCAGCCUCCAGAAGGAGCAGCUUCAAAAGCAGAAGGAGGCGUCAGGGGAAGGAGGCAGCGAGAAGGAAGACACACCUCCCUCCUCCGCCACCAUCCUCCCUGACACGCAGGUGCCUCCUUCCUCCUCCUCCUCUUCAUCUUCUCUGGAGACAGACAGUCCCGUGGUUCGCCCUGUGCCGCUGGACAUGGAGCUGAACGUCACGUCAGCAGAACACUCGGGCAGCGAGUCGGCAACGGAGGACAAUGCCACAGAUAAAGAGGAGGAGAGCAAAUGUCAAAGAGAGGAGAUAAAGUGUGAGAGAGCAGUGACGCCUGGGGACGUCUCCCCCUGCAAAAGACUCAGCCCCAAACAAGAUUCCCCCAUGGUCUCCCCCUCCGUGACCCCCUCCUCCUCCAGCAGUGGCCUGGCUGGCGGCGGUCCUCUCCCUCAGAGCCACUCUUACUCUUCCUCCCCUCUCAGCCUGUUUCGUCUGCAGGAGCAGUUUCGCCAGCACAUGGCUGCCACCAACAACCUGGUACACUACCCUGCGUUUGACCUCGGUGCCCCGUCCUCACUCCCCUACCUAGGAAUGAAUGUCAACAUGCCGCCCGCGCCGCUGGGCUCGCUGCCCUGUCAGUCCUACUACCAGUCCCUGUCCCAUCACGCCCAGCAGGUGUGGAACAGCCCGCUGCUUCAGGCCUCUGCCGCUGGCGGCCUCACCAGCCACAACAGCAAGACGACCAGCAUCGAAAACCUGCGUCUGAGGGCCAAACAGCACGCCGCCUCGCUGGGACUGGACACAAUGUCUAACUGAGAGCCAGAUUGGAUGGAGGACGAUGUAAACUAGACUUCAGCGUCGGUCUACACAUCAUCACCCCAUCCUACUGCCUGUAUGCUGAUCCCUGCUAGAGCAGAAGGGCACAGGACAUGUCCCACAAUAUAUCCAACAUGCAGUGGACCUACAGAACUCAAUCGGCUUUCAAAGACAAACCACACUUCCACAACUUCUUUGACUCAUCUUAGCUUCUAUUGCAGCUCAAGGUUCCAAAGUACACAUCCACAUCCUUGGAAAAAAGAAAAACCCAGAACACACUCAACAUUGCUAUAAAAAGACGCAGGAAAACACAUGAAUGUUCCAUAUCACAGGACAACAGACAUUUUUGUGACAAUAUUUCCAACAGACAUGUAAAGUUGGACCUUCUGAACAAUGGAAAUAAUAAUAAUUAAAAAAGAAAUCACUGAGGAUAAUGUGAACAGCUGACGGCGGAUGCACUCAAUUUAAAAGACAAUGCAAAUAAUGUUUACAAGAAUAAUGUGAAUAAAUGAGGCACUUUUGGAGGAUUAAUGUUUUUUGGCCAGGAGGAAAAGGAAAAAGGUGACGCUCGUGCAGCAACAAAAAAAGGACCAUAGACAUUUCAAUUAAGAAACGUGGUUAUGUACAUAGCAUGUACGACAUAACGGCACAUAAAUAAAAAUAAACCCGAGCCAUGUUGUCCUCAACAGCAUAAUUAAACAUGACUAAUUUGCCAGUUUAAUGGCCAGUAAUGUGCCACUUUGUACAGAGGCUGGCUUGAUAAUGAGAAAAUGAUUUCAGUGAAUAAAUUCUCAAAGCUUUUAAUUACAUUUUGCCCUGGGCUGAGGGAGCUGGGGCAAAAUGCAAUUAUGAACAUGCAUACCAUUUAAAGCAGACUAUAAAAAAGGUCUAUACAUUAACAUUCAGUUAGAGUAGCAAUGUGAUUGAUACCGAUAGGAAAUCAAUUUCCAUUAAAUACAAAAUGAUAUGCUGAAUAUAUUUGGACUAUUGGAUAAAUGCUGUCUCGACUCAUAUUUUCUCUGCAGUUAUUCUCGCCUUAAUAUUCUCUUGAGGAAACAUGCGGCUUUUCAUUGGAAGUCAGGCCGACUGUAAGCACUUGGUGAGGAGAAUCACACGCGUUUCUGAUGUUUUCUGUUCAUGUGUUCUGGCAAGUAAAGUCUUCAUAUGAAAAAAAAAAAAGCACAUUAUUUUAAUAUGUAAAGUACAAAAAAAAGUUUAUCUAUUAAUGUUUACUAGUAGGGUAAUUGUAAAGUUCCUAUUAUGUUGUAUAGUUGAUAAUGGAUGAACCCAUUUAGCUGUCAGAUUGUAAGAUUGCAUUUGCUGAGCUCACCAGCAGCCCUGUCUCCCCCUCCUCUCCUGGUCGUAUGUGUAUCCAUCCUGGGUUGAAUUAAUAUUUUAGAUGUGUCCAGUUUCUUCUCUGGAAUUUACCUAAAAUAAGCUGUGGGACAAAUCUGGAUUGUUGGGAGACUGCCACCUUCAGCAGUUUGCGGUCAAUCCAGAGAGAAAGGCCUGAAGUCAAAGGAGGUGUGAAGAUUUCAGUGAAUAAUUGUCCCACGUCCUCUGUGUACUGCUGUCUUGACUCUAGUUUCAGUUCUGUUGUUGCUCUUACUCUGAUUCUGUCCUCCCCCGACUGUCUCUGUCCAACUACUCGGUCCAGUGGUAGAUAGGUUUAUAAAGGAGGAGGAAGUGAUCGGACCUCAGCAGUGUUGUUUCCUUUACUCCUCCCUAACAAUGUAGACUUGACCUAGUGUUGUUGUAAAAAUUAUCAUUAAAUAAAACAUUGCUUGGUGAUCUUUGUAAGGAAAA